AUGGACGGAUCUCUCCAGUCUCAGGACGAUGACGACCCCCCGCCUGCCAACCCGGCCGAUACCGGCGCUGCAUCCCCUACACAAGAGUACGAGGAGCAAGCUCAAGCCCACGCCCAAGCCCUGAAGAAGGAGAAGGGUCGUGUGCGUUUCAACAGCAGCGCGGCAGCCACCAAUCCCUUCCUCGACUCAGUUGCUGUCCCUGGAUUAAGCUCUUCGGCGGGUGGUGAACCAACCAUUGUCCAAAAGCCGAAGCCAUCCAUUCUCCGCGAGCCCGAACGCCACGAUGUCGUGGAGAGCGAAACCGCGGCGGCGGCUGCGGCCCAGCAGCGAGCCCAGGAGCGAGCCCGACAGGUAGCUGCCAAGGUCAAGCGGGAUUCGCCCUCGCCACACAAUCGAUACUCGAUUGACUCCGAUGCAGCCGGCACAACGUACAGUGAGGGUGAUUCCACAGCGGAUGGCAGCAACAAUAUUCCACUUCAAGAUCUCAGUCCUCGCCAGGGAUGGCAACAGAUCUCAGCAGAGGAUGAUGAUCGGCACACUACUGAAGCCUCCGACAACAAGCGCGAGGCGCCAGCUGAGCUCAACGAUGGCAGCUACGACGGCCUCUAUAGCGUGGCUAAGCCUGAUCACUACCGCGGGAAUGUGUUAUCUCAGCUGCUUCAGCUCCAGAAGGCGACGACGGGCGAGUCCUCUACGUCGCCGAGCCUCGGCAUCGGCUAUAGUCGCGACCACGCGAACUCGAGCUCAGUGAUCUCGUUUAGCGAGCCAGGUCCCAGCACUCCAGGCUCAUCUGGCACCACUGGGAAUACGACCCCGAGUCGCCAAAAGUGGUACAACCAGAAUCGGUCUCAAGACACCCUCGUCAACCUCAUCGGUGCCUCCGCUCGCCUUGCCAACCCUAACGAGCCCAAGCAUGCUCCAGACGCCAGAACCCAAGGCGGUAAGAAGCGGCCGCCGAUGCAUAAACGCACCGGAAGCGGCUCACGUCUCAGCGCCUUCCUGCAGCAGAGAGAAGAGGAGCAGAUGCGUAUCACGGUCCACAUUGCCGAGAUCAUCUCGCGCCAGGACUACAUCAUCAAGCUGUGCCGCGCCUUGAUGCUCUUUGGCGCCCCAACUCACCGCCUUGAGGAGUAUCUCAGCACAACUGCCAAUAUCCUUGAGAUAGACGGUCAGUUCCUAUACCUGCCUGGUUGCAUGAUCAUCUCGUUUGACGACCGUUCAACGCAUACAACCGAGGUGAGAAUCGUUCGUUCGACCCAGGGUAUCGACCUAGGCCGUCUCAAGGAUACGCACCACAUCUACAAAGAAGUCAUUCACGACGUCAUCGGCGCCGAGGCAGGCUCUAUCAAGCUUGACGACCUUAUGAAGGCCAAAGACAAAUUCCACGCCUGGCUACGCGUCGUAGUAUUCGGUCUCACGAGUGCAACCGCAGCCCCAUUUUCGUUCAGUGCACGCCUCAUUGACCUGCCCCUAGCGUUUUGCUUUGGCUGUCUCGUUGGAACACUGCAGCUCAUUGUUGCCCCUAUGUCAAUGCUGUACAGCAAUGUGCUCGAGGUUAGCGCGACGGUACUCGUCAGCUUUUUGGCGCGUGCUUUUGGAAGCAUCAGGGGCGGCGACUUGUUCUGCUUUUCUGCGCUCGCCCAGAGCGGCAUUGUCAUGCUGCUGCCGGGUUAUGCGGUCCUGUGCUCAGCUCUUGAGCUGCAGUCCCGGGCCAUCGUACCUGGGUCUAUUCGAAUCGUCUACGCUGUCAUCUACUCGUUAUUCCUCGGCUUUGGGAUCACUGUGGGUGCUGCACUGUACGGUAUUCUCGAUGACAACGCCACCUCCGAGACCACCUGUCGCAAUCCCAUUGACAGCUACUACAGCUUCAUCUUCGUGCCGUUGUUUGUCGUCUGCAUCAGCAUGCUGUAUCAAGCCAAGUGGAAGCAGAUGCCUGUCAUGGUGGUGGUUGCUUCUGCUGGUUAUAUUGUCAAUUUCUUUUCUGGCAGGCGCUUCGUUGCUGCACCACAGAUUGCCAAUACUCUAGGUGCGCUUGCUGUUGGCGUUCUCGCCAAUCUGUACUCACGUAUUCGCCAUGGCGUCGCCGCCGCCACGCUCAUUCCAGCCAUCUUUACGCAGGUGCCUGGAGGCCUCGCAUCGACUGGCGGCCUUCUCAGCGGCCUCAGCACCGCCAACUUGAUCACUAACUCGUCCCAUGAGGUCAAUGGUACUGGCUCUGUACAGUACAGCCAGGGCGAGCCCAUCAAUACCGUGGUCUUCAACGUUGCGGCAUCCAUGAUCCAGAUUGCCAUUGGAAUUGCCGUGGGACUGUUCAUCAGCGCCUUGAUCAUUUACCCCGUCGGCAAGCGACGCAGCGGCCUCUUCAGCUUCUGA
Molecule: messenger RNA, 2373 nt
Organism: Verticillium dahliae VdLs.17
Lineage: Eukaryota; Fungi; Ascomycota; Sordariomycetes; Glomerellales; Plectosphaerellaceae
Product: pheromone-regulated membrane protein
Exons: 2
Coding region: 1-2373 (790 amino acids)
Biological process (GO): transmembrane transport
Molecular function (GO): transmembrane transporter activity
Source: RefSeq, a predicted model, not a curated record